GAAUAGUAGUGGGGGAGUGCGAACCGAGGGUAGUGAGGUAGGAGAGAGGAUGGUAAAUUAAAAACGCGAUCAUCGAUGAAUUAAGUGUGUGUGAGAUGGAGCAGCAGAACCAUUUCAAGCAGCUGUUGCUGCAGCUCAACCAGCAGCGAGCCAAAGGGUACCUGUGUGAUGUCAUCAUCGUGGUGGAGAAUGCGCUGUUCCGCGCCCAUAAGAACGUCCUGGCGGCCAGCAGCGUCUACUUCAAGUCGCUGGUCCCCCACGAUAACCUGAUCAACCUGGACACGGAGAUGGUCAGCCCCUCCGUCUUCAGACAGGUAUUGGACUUCAUCUAUACAGGUCGUCUGUCCAGUUCUGACUCCGUCAGUGAACACAGUGUCUCGUCCCUCCUGACCGCCGCCUCCUACCUCCAGCUGACCGAACUAGCUGCUCUCUGUCGCAGGAAGCUCAAACACAACGGACAGACCCCCUCCAGCUCCGACAAGUUGACCACCUCCACCUCCCCAACCCCCAAUGGACACACCCCUGGCCCCCUCCGCCUCUCCUCCACCCCCCUCAUAGCAACCCCCAACCACCAGCACCAUAACAACCACUCAGGGUCCAGGAAGGGCAACCUGAGGAACCAGAGAUGGGGCCAGGAGGGGAGGCUGAGAGAGGAUCUCUCUGAGGAGGAGGUGUUUAUUUCGGGCUCGCGGUGUGCUUCCCUCAGCCCCUCUGGAGGAAUUAGGGUUAAUGGGCUGGCUCUAGGACUGGACCUGUCCAAGAGGAGUCCAUCAGGAAGCACCGCCACAGAGGAAGUGUCCCCCAGCAGUCUCCCCCAAAGCUCCUCCCCCCACUCCUCAUCUGUUUCUCCCACUCCUCCCACCACGGCAGAGCCUAGGGAGAACCAGAGGCAGCCUCCAAAUACCUCCACAGACCUCUUGCCUAGGGCCCCUUGCAAGAGACCUCGACCCCACAGAGAGGACACCAACCUGGGAGAGACGGGCAAGGCACUGUCCAAGGGCCUAGUGAAGAAACCAGGGGCACCAGGGCACGAGAAGCUGGUCAGAAGGGAUAGAGUGACCUCAGAGCUGGAGGAUGGAGAGGUGAAUGGAGAGGAGAAUGGCCAAGACCAGAGUGAAGAGAGUGGGCACAGUGGGAGUGAGGGAGGAGGAGGGAAGAGAAAUGGGAACACCAACUAUAUCUACCGUCAGCCCCAGCCAGGGUUUGAGCCAGGUGUAGGGGACAAUCUAUACGUCUGCAUCCCCUGUGGGAAAGGCUUCCCCAGCUCCGAGCAGCUUAACGCCCACGUCGACACACACACCCAGGAUGAAAUCUACCUCGAAGAAGAGGAGGAAGAAGAGGAGGGUGGUGGAUAUCAGAAGGACGAAGACCCGGACGCAGACCCGAACGUCUAUGCAUCACGGGGGUUGGAGCCUGGCGCUGACGAACCUCGGCAUUGCUGCACCGUCUGCAGUAAGAGUUGCAAGGACGCGGUGUCGCUACGGGAACACGAGAAGAGCCAUUGGCUGAACCGGCCGUUCCCCUGUAACAUCUGUGGCAAGUUGUUCACCCAGCGAGGCACCAUGACCCGCCACAUGAGGAGCCACCUGGGCCUCAAGCCCUUCGCCUGCGAGGAGUGCGGCAUGCGCUUCACACGCCAGUACCGUCUCGCCGAGCACAUGCGGGUCCACUCGGGGGAGAAGCCCUACGAGUGCCAGCUGUGUGGCGGAAAGUUCACCCAGCAACGCAACCUCCUCAGCCAUCUAAAGAUGCACACCUCGCCCCCAUAGAGGACACUUCACCAUGGUUACUGCAGCUGGACCACAGCUAUCUGGACUCUAUUAGGCUGUCUGCCUCAUCUUCAAAUAACUAUCUGGUGUUGCUGUUACCCAUAGUACCUCCUCACCCUUGUAAACACACCUGGGUUCUACCUCAACUUUAGAAACUCACCUUGAAAUGAAUGACCCCACCUUUAUAACCACUCCUCCUGAGUAACUCUGCUCCUUUAUCUCAACCUCAUAACAACCAUCACCCAUACCUCAACCUUCUUAACAACCAUCACCCAUACCUCAACCUCAUAACAACCAUCACCCAUACCUCGACCUCAUAACAACCAUCACCCAUACCUCGACCUCAUAACAACCAUCACCCAUACCUCAACCUUCUUAACAACCAUCACCCAUACCUCAACCUCAUAACAACCAUCACCCAUACCUCGACCUCAUAACAACCAUCACCCAUACCUCGACCUCAUAACAACCAUCACCCAUAUCUCAACCUCAUAUCAACCAUCACCCAUACCUCAACCUCAUAUCACCCAUACCUCAACCUCAUAUCAACCAUCGCCCUUACCUCAACCUCAUAUCAACCAUCGCCCGUACCUCAACCUCAUAUCAACCAUCGCCCAUAGCCUCACCCAUGACAACUGUUCCUCUGACUUGCCUCAACCCCAUCUUACUAAUACCAACCAUUACGUCACCCUCGGAACCCAAUUUUACUUAUACCAACCAUUACUUCACCCUCAGAACCCCAUCUUACUAAUACCAACCAUUACGUCACCCUCGGAACCCAAUUUUACUUAUACCACGAUUACUUCACCCUCAGAACCCCAUCUUACUAAUACCAACCAUUACGUCACCCUCAGAACCCCAUCUUACUAAUACCAACCAUUACGUCACCCUCGGAACCCCAUCUUACUAAUACCAGCCAUUACUUCACCCUCAGAACCCCAUCUUACUAAUACCAACCAUUACGUCACCCUCGGAACCCCAUCUUACUUAUACCAGCCAUUACUUCACCCUCAGAACCCCAUCUUACUAAUACCAACCAUUACUUCACCCUCAGAACCCCAUCUUACUAAUACCAACCAUUACUUCACCCUCGGAACCCAAUCUUACUAAUACCAACCAUUACGUCACCCUCGGAACCCCAUCUUACUAAUACCAACCAUUACGUCACCCUCGGAACCCCAUCUUACUUAUACCAGCCAUUACGUCACCCUCGGAACCCCAUCUUACUAAUACCAGCCAUUACUUCACCCUCGGAACCCCAUCUUACUAAUACCAGCCAUUACGUCACCCUCGGAACCCCAUCUUACUAAUACCAGCCAUUACUUCACCCUCAGAACCCCAUCUUACUAAUACCAGCCAUUACUUCACCCUCAGAACCCCAUCAUAAAAUCCACAUAGAGCCAGCCAGCCAGCCAGAUGUACUGGCCAUCUCAGGGUCAACACACCACACCUCGCCAUCUGCCAAAGACUCCUUCCUUCCCAUCCCAGGUGGCUCAAAUGUGUUUUGAUGAUAGCUUUUAGCAUCCAACCAAACUAGUCCUCCCAGGGUGUCAGUUCUGUGCCUCCAGGCUGCUGUAGCUGUCUCUCGCUGGUCAAUGUGUGACCUCAAUGCCUCUACUACCUCAUUAUAAGACACAUACUGGACCCCAGGCAUGACUGGCUAACAGUCAGUAGUAAUACUAAGUUCUCCAGCUAGAUGGAACAGGUUAGUCCGCCUAUCCUCUGUGUAUAUAAUAAUACAUUUUCAACUCCACAUAUACAGCCUGUUUGAAACUUGCCGUUAUUAGAAAAUGAUCAGGGGUAUUCUUAAUGCAAUGAUGUUUACUUUACUGUUGGUUUAUAGGUCAGAGUUUGUAUUUUAUGUGAAGUCUUGAAAAAGCCAAACUUGGGGGGUUAAAUGUUUUGAGAACUUAUUGCUACGCUUUUGUGAAUGUUUAAACUGGGUAUUUGUACUUUGGGCCUGGGAGGGGUGGGGAUAUUUUCUUUGAGGCAUCAUACUCUGAUGGUACUGUUGUGUUUUGUCGGUAGUGUUUUUUUCUUUAAAGUGUUGGUCUACUGAGACAGGUGGCCAGUAUCCCUGUAUUAAGUUUGCUUUUGGUUUUCAACAAGUUCCUCCUAUCUCUUAAAGAGAUUCUCCGGUACUUUUGUAUACUUUUUAGCAAGUAGUUCUGAAAGUCAUGCUCACGAGCCAAAAGUGGUCCCUGAAAAAUGCUUACUACGUCACUGUAUGUGCAGAUAUGUUCACCACGCCAUUGCUCUCUUGCUCUGCUGUGUGUGCAUCUUGCUAGCUGUCACUCAAAUGGCGAGGGGCUGAAGCUCAUUGGCUAGAACUCGAAUUGCAAGCGGGCUGGCCCACAUGGGAGAAAAUGUAGGGAAAAUGGAACAGUUUCCAGAAAAACAGUCGCUUUCAAACUAGGGAUUCCGUGGCAAAUUGAGGUAAAAUAGUAAUUCUGCUCAUAGAUUAUGCAUGUAUGAACUACAUAUUGACACAUCCAGCCCAAAGCUGGAGGUUUAAAAAACACUUAGCCAAAGUUCCAGAGCAUGUCUUUAAUGCUGUGAGGAGAGCAUAGCUUUCUGGACAGUGUAUUACUAGUGUAUGACAGAGCUGAAACUGAGACGAGAUUGUAUAUUGAAAUCCAAAGAGAAUGAAUACAAAAACAAACUUAACAACCAAAGUUUUUCAAUGUCAAAGUGAAGUUGAACCCAUGUUAUUAUGUCUACGGUAUAGUCCACUCCUAGUUCCACACAAACAGCCAUGUGGUUGGAAUUAUCAAUGUUGAUUGGACCAACCUCACUUUAUGGUCUUACAUUAUCUUUACUCUGUCCUCAGGAGGACUACAUACAUGUAAUUUCAGACCAAAAAUCUAAGACUGUUGUAUUACUUUGUUUUGGACUAGUAUUUAAAUCCUCUUUCCCCCAUGUUUAUCGCUCAAUUGUUGAAAAAAGUCAUUUUUACACCAGAAACAUGUACAUUACUCCUCAACUCAGGAACCAUUGCUGUCAGGGUCUGGCAUCUAUACAGUCCAUAUCAACACUCUCUCUGGUUGUUUUGGUCGAGGCAUUUAGAAUGUAAUAUGUCGACAACUCAAAUGAAAGAGAGCAGUGAGAAACAUGUUUGAGCUGUGACAGGGAUACUUCUGACUCAUAUCUUCAGGGAGUGUUCGUUGUGUUGUCAAACUGUGCACUGUCAAAUGUCUGUGCUGAAAGCAUAAACACUAGCUUCCUACACAAGAGAUUUUUUACAGGGAGAGGGUGGUGAUUAUCUUUCAAAUAACUGCGCGAUGAAUGAUCGAGGUGUUCAAAUAUCAAUUUGACUAUUUUAGUUCUUGAAUGUUAUAUCAGCAUGCAUUUGGUCAACAAACCCUUUGUCCAGAUAGAUUGUUCUGUUUAUCUGUUGCUGUCCCUCUGUUUAGUAAGUUGUUGCAGAAACUUACAGUGUUGAUGUCUAUUGAUUAUUCAUGGAUGUAUUUAUUAGUUGGAUCCUGUUUUAAACCUCUUUAUGAUAACUCAGUGGAUGAUAGUCAUGGGCUUUGCUACUUUGUUACUGCUCAUCCAGAAAAAAACAUGUUAAAUAACUGCACCAUCAACGUCUCUGCUGCUGAACGCGAGCGGAUUGACUAGCAAGGAAACGAGCGUUGUUGCGCUAGCUUAGUUCAUUCAGUGUGUGUCGCAGCGUGGAUUAAAACAGACAUGGCAAAGCAAGCUGUUCUGCUAAUACUUCAGUUUUUUUGUACUUUUAAAGAUUUAGGACUGUUAAUUCAUCAGUUCUCAAUCUGUCCUAGGCUGCUAAUGAUGUGAUUAAUAGCCUCCUAGUCAGUUCACCAAUGACGACAAGGCAUAUUGAAUGAAUGGUAGACCUAAACUGAGAGGGAAGGUUGAUUAAGUCAAGGAUGGAGAUCUGAAACAAGCUCAUAUAGGGGUGGCAGGUAGCCUAGUGGUUCGAGCGUUGGGCCAGUAACCGAAAGGUUGCUGGGUCGAAUCCCCGAGCUGACAAGGUAAAAAUCAGUCGUUCUGCCCCUGAACAAGACAGUUAACCCACUGUUCAUUGUAAAUAAGAAGUUGUUCUUAACUGACUUGCCUAGUUAAAUAAAAUAAAAAUAUAUAGGCCUUGUUCAGGUGUUCCAUGAUUAUUCCAUUUAGAGUAGACUAGGUCUACUACAUUGCAUCUAGUAAUUUAACUAGGCCUAUUCAGAAUUUGUCGCCCCCCCACACCCCCCCCAAAAAAACUAAGAAGCUAACUUACAUUUUCACUAUACUAUCCAUAUAAAUACAGCUAAUAGAAUAAUCAUUACCCCUAAAUUUAACCUAUUAGAAAUGUUACAAAGUAAUUGAGAACCACUCAAAAUUCAUUCAGGAUCAACUACUGCGUUGGCUACAUUGUAUUGAUAUCAUUUAAUUCAGAAAAUUGCAGUUUUUCAAAAAAGCUAAACGCUCCAACUUUCAGAUGGGGUCACCUCCCCCCCUACCUGACCGUAGGCCUACAUUAACACCUUUUUGUCAGAAAAUCCUAGGGAGAACCCUGAUUUGUAAAUUGAACUUCUUAGCCAAAACCAAGCACCCAUGAGUCUAUAGCCUACCAUUCGUACUGAGGCAGUCUUCUGCCAACGUCAUUAUCAGGCAAAAAAAAAAUGGUACAUUUGUAUAGGAACUGAGCGCGGUGUCGCACACGCGCCGUCGUGGGGUCCAGGGGCGUCGCUGUCUCGCUGAAGUGUAACUCAUAAAGAUUCUUCAAGGUUGGCAGGUCUGGGCUAAGUUAACCCCAAACAACUUGACGACUACGCUGUGAGUGCCAUCGUAUGAUAUCUUUGGUGAAAUGUCCCUUUUAAAACCUGUAUUAGCCAUGAACCACAUCAAGCUCCCAGCCCAAGACACUGGAGACGGGAGGAAUUGAAUGUACUGCUCCUGAGGCGUUUGAUAUGUUUUAUACCACUUUUAUCCCAAAGCAAGAAGAAUACAAAGAUGACAUGUUUUUACUGUGCUGUGUUUUCCUGUGUUUUUUUUUGUGUUUUUUUUUGAGAAUGUAAUCUGUGUUUAUUGUCAUGUCAUCUGUUUUAUAUGCUAGUUUAACCAUUGGAAUGGGACCCCCAACUCGUGGUAGACAUUAUGUAUUGUAUCCUACAGAAAGCAUCGUUUUUUUCCAAAGCAACUUCUGUUGAAGGCUGGUAUUAUUACUAUUACAGAGAUACUUGUUUAAUCUCUCUCAGAAAACCAAAGGUGUCUAUGGCAGCUUUAAUAUGUACGUAGUAGUUACACAUGCCACUACAAAUCCAAACCAAGCCACUAAUGAAUCCACCCAAAAGCAAUGUAAUUCCUAAGACUACUGGGCUAAAACCAUGUCCCAGCUGCAUCUAUGUAUUCAUUUUACUUAUGUCUGUUUUUGUAGAACAAGUUUCUCUGUUCUACAAAAUAUUUGUUCAAUUAUAUUUUCUGUCUUAAUUGAACAUGCUUGCAGACAACUCCAAAGUUCAGAAUCCACUGGUCAACCUACAGUCUUAAUGUACAGAUAUGUGAAUGUAAUCUAAUAACAAUAUUUUAAUUAAACUUGAU
Salvelinus namaycush (lake trout) is the source of this 7316-nucleotide messenger RNA. RefSeq names its product hypermethylated in cancer 2 protein-like. The coding region runs from base 96 to 1769 and encodes 557 amino acids. Gene Ontology annotation, biological process: regulation of transcription by RNA polymerase II. Gene Ontology annotation, molecular function: protein binding; RNA polymerase II cis-regulatory region sequence-specific DNA binding; DNA-binding transcription factor activity, RNA polymerase II-specific. The transcript has 3 exons. The record is from RefSeq and is a predicted model, not a curated record. NCBI's taxonomy places the organism in Eukaryota, Metazoa, Chordata, Actinopteri, Salmoniformes, Salmonidae. Gene Ontology annotation, cellular component: nucleus.